This is a messenger RNA of Thamnophis sirtalis, 4200 nucleotides long. NCBI's taxonomy places the organism in Eukaryota, Metazoa, Chordata, Lepidosauria, Squamata, Natricidae. The record is from RefSeq and is a predicted model, not a curated record.
GGCGGCAACCCUGCGGGAGGAGCCAAGGGUGGCGCUAGUUUGAUGUUCCUCACCGAGAAGCGUCAGAAGAGCUGAUCCUUCGUGCUCAGGAUGAUCGAGGAGGACGCUGCUCUGAGUAACGGCGGCAGGGGGCUCUCCGGCCAGUGGGCAGACGCGGCGGCCACUCGACCCCGCACCACCGAGCGACACAUCACGGUGCACAAGCGCCUGGUGAUGGGCUUCGCCAUCUCCAUCCUGGCGCUGCUGGUAGUCACCAUGAUCGCCGUGUUGCUCAGCGUGCGCAUCGAGGAAUGCAGCAGCGGCACCACGCCGGACGGCCCAGGAGGCAGGGCGGGCAACCGGAGUGUCCCGGCGGCAGCUGCCGCUGCAGCCCCCGCAGGAAGUGCCCGCUUGAACCAGAACAGCGCCGGGGAAACCCCUGGAAGUGCAGGGGAAGAGACGGUGGCGUUGGAAGCGGCUAGAGGGGAAGAGGAGGAGGAGUGGCCGAGGCGGCGGGGGGAGCAACCGUGGACCCAGCUGCGCCUUCCCGGACACCUGCGCCCCCUCCACUACAACCUGAUGCUGAGCGUCUUCAUGGAGAACUUCACCUUCAGCGGCGAGGUCAACGUGCAAGUCGAGUGUCUCAACGCCACCCGUUACCUCGUUCUCCACGCCCACCGCAUGCACAUCGAAGCAGUCCGUGUGGCCGAGGACCGGCUGGCCGGUGCCCUGAACGUCUCCGGCUUCUUCUUUUACCCACAGACCCAGGUCUUCGUCAUAGUCCUCAAUCGGAGCUUAGAGGAACAGAGAAGUUACAACCUUAAGAUCCUCUAUAACGCUCCGAUCGAGAACGAGCUUUUGGGAUUUUUCCGCAGCUCUUACGUCCUCUACGGGGAAAGAAGGUUUCUUGCAGUUACACAGUUUUCUCCUACACAUGCCAGAAAAGCCUUUCCUUGCUUUGAUGAACCUAUCUACAAGGCCACAUUUAAAAUCAGCAUCAAACAUCAAGCAACUUAUUUAUCUUUGUCCAAUAUGCCAGUGGAAACCUCUGUUUCUGAAGAAGAUGGAUGGGUUACGGAUCACUUUUCACAGACUCCACUCAUGUCCACAUAUUACUUAGCUUGGGCUGUUUGCAAUUUUACAUACCGUGAGACUACCACAAACAAUGGUGUUGUAGUACGAUUGUACGCAAGACCUGAUGCCAUUAGAAGAGGAUCCGGUGACUAUGCUCUAAACAUUACAAGGAGAUUAAUUGAGUUCUAUGAAGAUUACUUCAAAGUACCCUAUUCCUUGCCAAAAUUAGAUCUGUUAGCUGUGCCUAAGCAUCCUUAUGCUGCAAUGGAGAACUGGGGAUUAAAUGUUUUUGUGGAACAAAGGAUACUUCUGGAUUCAAGCAUUUCUUCCAUAUCAUAUUUACUGGAUGUCACCAUGGUUAUUGUGCAUGAGCUAUGCCAUCAGUGGUUUGGUGAUCUUGUAACUCCAGUAUGGUGGGAAGAUGUGUGGCUAAAAGAAGGCUUUGCUCACUAUUUUGAAUUUGUUGGAACUGACUAUCUCUAUCCAGGCUGGAAUUUGGAGAAGCAGAGGUUUCUGACUGAUGUCUUACAUGAAGUCAUGUUACUUGAUGGCCUGACAAGUUCACAUCCAGUGUCACAAGACGUGCAGCAGGCCACAGAUAUUGAUCGAGUCUUUGACUGGAUCGCCUAUAAAAAGGGUGCAGCUUUAAUUCGAAUGCUGGCUAAUUUUAUGGGUCACUCAGUAUUUCAGAUGGGCUUACAAGAUUAUUUAACUAUUCACAAGUAUGGCAAUGCUGCAAGGAAAGACCUAUGGAAUACACUGUCAGAGGCACUUAAGAAGAUUGGGAAAUUUGUGAAUAUCGAAGAGGUAAUGGAUCAGUGGACACUCCAGAUGGGUUACCCUGUUAUCACUAUGAAAAGAAAUGAAAAUGUAGACAGUAUUAUAGGAAUCUCUCAAGAUCACUUUGUUUAUGACCUUGAUAAAGAUCCCGGUUUGAGAAACAACAGAACAUCACAGAAUUGCAUAUCUUAAUGGAGAUAGUUGGCUGCUUGGAAACAUCAAUCAAGCUGGCUACUUUAGGGUUAACUAUGACAUUAGAAACUGGAGAUUGAUAAUUGACCAACUAAUGAGAAACCAUAAAGUAAUCUCUGUCAGUAAUCGUGCAGGUUUGAUCGAUGAUGCAUUCAAUUUAGCCAGGGCUGGCUAUUUGCCCCAGAAUAUUCCACUUGAGAUUAUUAGAUACCUGUCAAAGGAAAAGGAAUUUCUACCUUGGCAUGCUGCUAGCCGAGCUCUUUAUCCUCUAGAUAAGUUGCUGGACCGCACAGAGAACUACAAUAUGUUCAAUGAGUACAUUUUGAGACAAGUUGCUUCAAUGUAUCUAAAGCUGGGAUGGCCAACGAAUAAUUUGGAGAAAUCUUUGGUUCAAGCUUCCUACCAGCAUGAGGAGUUCCGCCGUGAAGUGAUUAUGCUGGCAUGUAGCUUUGGUAACAAGCAUUGCCACCAGCAGGCUGCAACUCUAAUCUCUGACUGGAUUUCAAGCAAUAGAAACAGAAUACCACCAAAUGUGAGAGACAUCGUCUACUGCACAGGAGUUUCACUGAUGGAUGAAGAUGUAUGGGAAUUCAUCUGGAUGAAAUUCCACUCAACUACAGCAGUAUCAGAGAAGAAAAUAUUAUUAGAAGCUUUAACCUGUAGUGAUGACAGAAAUUUGUUAAACAGGCUUCUUAACUUGUCUCUUAAUUCUGAAGUUGUCCUGGAUCAGGAUGCAAUUGAUGUCAUAAUCCAUGUAGCUAGAAAUCCACAUGGAAGAGAUCUUGCUUGGAAAUUUUUUAGAGAAAAGUGGAAAAUAUUGAAUGCAAGAUACGGAGAAGCGUUAUUUAUGAAUUCAAAACUGAUAAGUGGAGUCACAGAAUUUCUUAAUUCAGAGAGUGAACUGAAUGAGCUAAAGAAAUUUAUAAAGAAUUAUGGAGAGAGAUCUGCUGCCUCUUUCUCUCGAGCUGUGGAAACAGUGGAAGCGAAUGUCCGGUGGCAGAUGAUUUACAAAGAAGAAUUAUUUCAGUGGCUGAGAAAAACACUUGCACACUAAUCUGUGUUUCUGGCAAAGACCUAGUACAAGUUUUGCAAGAUGAGAAGCACAGUGGGAACUUUCAGAAAACUGACUAGAAAUCCAGCAAAGACAAGUUCAAGUUGGAAGGACUAUUAAACAGAGAUAUAUUAUAUUUUUGCACCAAAUUCCUCAGAACUGUUAAAUGAUUAGGGGCACACUGACAAAGAGGAAUGGUCAUGAAUCCCAUCCCUACUAUUCCAUGGCCAAGAGUGAUAUUAAGUGGUGCAUGUAAAUGUCACUGUCAGUUUUGUUGGAGAAAACCCCUGAGAAUAUUUGUGCAUGGUUUUAUGGUUCCUGCCUGUAUUUCAGCAUGCUUACUUCAGAUGUCCAUGUUUUGUAUGUGAAUUUCUGUUGCAUCAAAGAUGGGCAUUAUGCAAAAGCACAAAGACUCUUAUGACAAUCAGUGAUGUGACAACAAGGUAGGAUGGAAAGAAAAACGUUAAAGAUACAAAUGAACAAGUGAUAACAUCUCCCCUUUCCAUGGUGCUGGCCAGUUUUACUUUUAAAUUCUCUUUUAAGUUCUCUUUCAAUGCUAAUCCUUUUUUGAGUUGUAAACAGUAAUAUAAAUUACAAUCCAAAGAUUCCUCUUUUUAAAUCAAGAAUACGUAUGUAUUUAGAGGCAGAAUAUUUUCACAGUAAGGUAUCAUUAAAAAAAAUAAUUUCUCCAUUACUCACUGUCGAUUGAUAGGUUUACCUUCAUAAGUUAGUUUACAACAGCUAGUUUGCAUAUUUGGUGGGAUGGGGGGAAGUAAAAAAAAGUCUUUUGCAUUAUGUCUUUUCAGCAAAAGUAUUCAGUAGAUAUUAUAUUGUUCUUUGAUAGUUGCAUAUAUGAGAGGAAAAUCAAGUGAGAGAAAGAACAGAACAAAACCAGGGGAAAACUGGAAAACUGUGAAGUAAAAUAACUUCCUAGGUAAUGUUUAAAUUGUAAGAAACAUCCAUUCCCCCCUACCAUCCUUGUCAGUACGAACAUCUUGUUUCUUCAUAGAUAGCCUGUUAAAAUUCAAUGAAUGGAUUACAUUUGAGUAAUUGUUAAAGCUCAAAUUUGAAAAAAAAUCCUUUGUGUCUAUUUCACUAUUUUUAAAAACUUAGGUAAGGCAUUG